AUGUUCCUUCACUCCGGUGCCAGCCUACACGGCCACGAAUACUCGGCAACGCGACCAUCUCUUCAGCAACCGCCUCGACGCUUGCCAUUUCUUCGAUCUGCUCUCCGCCAGCCCCCCGACUCGGAAACGAGAACCACCGCAACCGUGGCUCCUCCACCGUCAGGCCCUACUCCUCGACCUGUGUCCUACCAUGAGCACGCUCCCGUGGCUCCCCGAACAACUCGUCCACGGCCAACCUCUGACUACAUGCCUCGGAGGGAGCUCUCAGUCCGGUUUCGCGAGCCCGAGACCGAUGACGACCUUCCACUCGUAGAGUCCCCGCAGAGCGAGGACGAAGCGUCAGCAGCCUGCUCUGAUCUGAGCGAUCUCAGCGACUGCUCAUCCUCAACCAGGAAGAGGACCAGGCGGAAGCGCGCACCGCGGAAGUCAACUCAGUUCAUUCUCGCACAUCCCGCCCCUCGAUUACGACCAAAGCAACGCAGGCUAUCGCAGGUCCGCCCGCGGCUGCUACUCCAGCUGCAGGACCUCACCGACAAGAGACCUACUCCAGCCUUUGACGUUCUCCCCUCAAGCCUGGUUGUCGGAUCUGCCAUCGUACCGCGACUAGCCAAACGAUGCCCUCGCCUCUUCUGCGCUAAGCCUGUUCUGGGCCUCAACGAUCUUCUCAUCGUUCGCAGUGAGGACUAUGAUGCACCAGCAUCCCCAGGCUCACUUGACGCGGAGGAUUGCUUGGACCAACGAGAUCUCAUUGCGGUCGUCGGCCCACUCCCUCACAUGGGAGAGGACGCCGCAGAGAUCGUGAUGGACGAUGGAUCGACCUGGGAGGCAAGCCUAAUGGCCAACGGCUCCUAUGAAUUUAUUGGUGUCGACGAGCGAGGUCGAAUUAGCACGGCACGCUGGGUGAAGAAGGCAGCCCCAGCUCUCGCGCCCACUUUCCGAGCCGCCACUAGCAACGCCUCGCCCCCAUCAAGUCCUGCGCCGCCUGAGUUCAAAUGGACUUUUAGCAUGAUACACCCAGACACUCGGAGACAUCCCAUCAUGGGCACCCUAAUGUCGAAUGCGCUGGACGUUUUCGAUACCUACAAUACUAUGUCAACUUCGAGUGGUCGAUACCCACCGACGCGGCCCACGGCUGUUGACCCCACGGGCGCACCGGACUGGACGGCCACAAACGCUACCAGUGCCGAAGGCCGAUUAACCAAAGUUGUUCCAGAAGAUAUCAAGCUUCUAAUGGUGGUGACAGCAGCGUGGAUCAACCUCCGACAGGAAGGUUGGCCAGCGAUGGCAAAUACUCGCCCACCACCAGCAACAUUACAACGGCGGACUAGCAACGCGUAUCCGCCACGAGCGCAAACCUUUCCCGUUCGGAGUGGGUUCCCAUCACCCACCCCCCAACCGAGUUUGCCGCAGCCGACAGCAAGCCCGGUGCCCCAUAUCCGAGAUCAGCCAAUCCAGGAGAUCCCGGGGCGCCGGAGAUCGAUGUCGUCUAGCGCUGGAUUUGUGAGACGAUUUGUCGCACCUCGAGCGAGCGAGGAAGGACGACCACCACUAGAGACUAUUUAUUAUGAAGCUGAAAAGGCCGAGAAGGUUGACAGAACUCAGUCGCGACGCAUGAGCAUCCGACAAAUAACGAACAAGAUCUUCCGCAGGAAGAGUGUUUCACAGGCGCAA
Messenger RNA from Ilyonectria robusta, 1671 nucleotides. RefSeq lists its product as uncharacterized. The record is from RefSeq and is a predicted model, not a curated record. Lineage: Eukaryota; Fungi; Ascomycota; Sordariomycetes; Hypocreales; Nectriaceae. The transcript has a single exon. The annotation marks the transcript as partial.